AUGGACUUCGUCAACAAGCUCACCGGCGGUGACAAGAGCGCUGAAAAGAACGACAACAAUGCCCAGCAGGCCACGUCUUCUGGGCAGCAGCAAGGCGGCGGCUUUCUGGGCGGCAUUGGCGACAAGCUGAACGCCGCUGCUGGCGGCGGCAAGGAGAGCGAGAAGAACGAGGACUUGCUUGACAAGGGAAUCGACUACGUCCAGGAGAAGUUCCUGGGCCAGGGACCUCAGGACAAUGAGUCUGCGGUCGAGCAAGCCAAGGACGAACGAAUUAGCGACUUCAUCCGAGGCCAGUACAAGUCGGCCACGGGCUCCGAAAUCCCUAUCAAGGAUAAGGAGACACGGUUGGGCUAG
Molecule: messenger RNA, 354 nt
Organism: Westerdykella ornata
Lineage: Eukaryota; Fungi; Ascomycota; Dothideomycetes; Pleosporales; Sporormiaceae
Exons: 3
Coding region: 1-354 (117 amino acids)
Source: RefSeq, a predicted model, not a curated record